Molecule: messenger RNA, 953 nt
Organism: Exophiala oligosperma
Lineage: Eukaryota; Fungi; Ascomycota; Eurotiomycetes; Chaetothyriales; Herpotrichiellaceae
Exons: 1
Coding region: 90-953 (287 amino acids)
Molecular function (GO): catalytic activity
Source: RefSeq, a predicted model, not a curated record
AUUCUAGUGCCUCGAACCUCUAAACUGUAUGGUACGUGGGGGGCGUUGACAUAUCAAUGCCAUCGACUAUAUGAUUGGAAGUGAAGGUCAUGUCUGUUGGUGGCUCCCAAGCGUUGCCUUGCACGAAUGCAACACCUGAGCACGAUCCUGGUUUUAGGAUCAUAACAACGAUGAGGAACAUAGCUUUCAGCUCAGGAGAUGCCCUAAUGGCGAAUCCGUGCAUUUCAGAAUGGCACACACGCAAUGAGAAGCUGCUGUCAUUUCACUGUGAACGCUUUCGUGCAGCAGCACAUGCUUUCAACUGGAUCUCAGCCUCUCAAGAACUGGACAAAGCCACUUUUAUACACCGAUUAGAACAAGCAGUGGAGGAGGCUACAAGCUCCAAUCCACAGCCAAGCACUGGAAAGAUCCAAGACAUCAGAGUACGGAUCUUGAUUGACCGUGAAGGCAAGAUUUCAGCUGAGAGUGUCCCGAUGGGUGGUGAGCGCCUGCUGGAGGCGCUCACCACCGAUACUUUCCAUCAGUUGCCAGCAAACGGACCCCCGCCUUCAAUCUCGCGAGAUGAUCGUUGCUCAAGCAUCUCUGUUGAUAGCGCUCCCACAACGCCGGUCUUGUAUACGUUGCAUAAAACGACUCACCGAAAUCCCUAUGAUUUGGCACGAGAGCGUGCGAAGAUUAGCAAAUCACCACCAGGGGAAUGCGAAGUUCUUUUGUUCAAUCCCAGGCAAGAGAUAAUGGAGGCGAGUUUGUGCACAGUGUAUUUCUAUCGCAAUGGAAAAUGGAUUGUACCGUCGUCCGAAACAGGUGGGAUGAAUAGCGCUACAAAGCUAUGGGCUCUCGAUGAAGGGUUCUGUACAGAAGGCAUCGUCAAGCUUGAGGGUGUCAAGCAGGGGGAAAUUGUUUGGUUGAGCAACGCGCUCAGAGGCUUCUUUCUUGGGAGAAUUUAUUUCUAG